AUGACGAAACUUCAUUCUCUCCAUAAAGUACAGUUGCCUGUUUCGAGACAGAAGAUGGCGUCAAUCACAAAAGCAGCUAUGAGAGCACUCAAAUUUUACAAACAUGUCGUACAAAGUGUGGAAAAAUUUAUUUCUAAAUGUGCACCUGAGUACAAGGUUCCUGGUCUUUACGUGAUAGAUGCUAUUGUUCGGCAAUCGAAACACUUCUAUAAUGAAAAAGAUUUAUAUGGCCCACGCUUUAUGAGAAAUGUUGUCCCUAUAUUUGUAUCUCUUUCCAAAUGUGGUCCUUCAGAUAAGCCUCAAAUAAUUCGUGUUUUACAACUGUGGAAGAAAACUGAUGUAUUUCCGAAUAUUUUAAUCCAGGGCCUGUUGAGCCUUGUAAGCGACUCUGAGAACACUACAUUGAUCCAGGAAGAUAUACUUGUUGCAGAAUAUAAUGCUAAAAAAUCUAAAUUGGCUGAGGCAUGUCCAGAUGGAAAUCCGCAGCUGUCUGGGAAUGGGGACCUCGCUAAUUCUGUUAAUCGCUUGCUUAGUCAUAUGCAACAGGGUGCAUCUGUCGCUCCUUCAAAUCAAAUAGACCAACUUCUGGAGUUACAACGCAAGAUCUCAGAAUGUUCUGCCCCGUUAAUGCAAGGCCAAAUGAUCGAGCCAGAUGUU
Molecule: messenger RNA, 657 nt
Organism: Protopolystoma xenopodis
Lineage: Eukaryota; Metazoa; Platyhelminthes; Monogenea; Polystomatidea; Polystomatidae
Source: the annotation of a GenBank genome assembly